This is a messenger RNA of Linum tenue, 405 nucleotides long. NCBI's taxonomy places the organism in Eukaryota, Viridiplantae, Streptophyta, Magnoliopsida, Malpighiales, Linaceae. The record is from the annotation of a GenBank genome assembly.
AGAUGAUGGGUCUUUAGAAGGAAUAAAGUCAAGGUGGAAGCUAACAGUAUAAACCCACGCUGUGAGUUUAUAAUGAAGAAUAAGAUAAUACCACGUUUGAUAAGACCUUCAUAUAAGUGUUUGUAAUCACCCGUAUAUGGAGCUGUGGCGGCUUUAUUGGGAUUCAACUUUGCUUGCGAGUUCCAAAUUUCAAAACUCAGGAAGCUCCGAAGCUGGUUCGGUGGUGGCUAUUGAGAAGUGUUGGCGGCCGGCCGUGACUCUUUGGUCGAGAGUUAGACGGAGUUUAAGGAAAAGAUCAGCAUGCAAAAGGAAAAGAUGACUAUUCCAAUCUCUGAUUCGAGGUUAUUGGGAGGAUUUUUCGUUCAUUAUUGUUCCGAAAAUCCAGAACUCGAGAUAAGUAUCUUC